UAGGCAACCGCUUAUGUAGCCUACGUCAAGAGCGGUCCCUGACUUCAUGGGCUUUUAAAAGGAACUUUUGCAAGACACUAUAUGUAUUACUGUCAGGAAAAAACCCCACAAGAAACACACCUGACAAAAAGACUCACAGCCGUUUGGGAGGGAGCAGAUAGACCGGGAGAUAGACAGGGAGAAAUGGCGCCUCGAUGCUGCGCUCACUGAAGCGGUGUUUGGAGCCGGUUGGAGAGAUUCAGUAAGGACAGUUCAAAGGAGAAAAACAUGGAGAGCACGAGGAAGAGCCCCCGGACACGGAGCGGCGCCUUCAUCUCCUCCAGGACGCGCUCGUCAUCGAAAAAACAGAGAAACUCAGAGGAACAUCAGAAGGAGCCCAGCAGUGAUGCGAGCAGUCCCAGCAGCCCACGGUUGGCGCCUCCUGCCAAACGAACACGCCGGCAGACGGCCUCCGAGCCAAGCUCCAGUGACACUUCCCCAUCCCCCCAGGCUAAGGGCCAGAGGGUCAGCUGGGGCUUGCCCACCUACCGCACCCGGCUGUCUUCUCGCAUAAUGCAAAAUGGGCACGCCCAUAUGAAUCACAGGAGUGAGGAGAGUGGAGGGGCUGAUCACUCUCGUAUGAAUGGCCACGUGGAGCUGAAGAGGAGCUGCCGGGUGAGGAAGAGCCAAUUUCAACACCUCAAUCAGAGCCUUCUGUUCGACCAGCUGGUCAACAGCACUGCUGAGGCUGUUCUUCAGGAAAUGGACAACAUCACCAGCAUCAGGCAGAACCGUGAGCUGGAGCGACUUCGUAUGUGGAAUGGAGAAACCGAGGAGGAAAAUAUGGACAUGUAUUCUCGGGUGAAGCGCCGAAAAUCUAUGCGUAGAAGCACUUAUAACAUGCCUGCACACCACAAAGCCAUGAGCAAGGAUGAGGAAGAAGAAGAAGAGGAAGAAGGGACUGAAGAAUCUCACUGCGAAGAAGAGGAGGAUGAGGAUGCAGAGGAUGACGAUGAAGGGGACGAAGCUGAAGAGGUGGGGGAGGAAAACGAUAGGCCGUACAACCUGAGGCAGCGCAAGACUGUGCAAAGAUAUGAAGCUCCACCUAUCGAGCCUGUGAAUAGAAAACAGAGCAACCCCUCACUUUUUGACACGCACAGAUCCCCAGCAAGAAGAAGCCAUAUUAGAGUGAAGAAACAUGCCAUUCACAGCAGUGACACCACCUCAUCAUCUGAUGAAGAACGCUUUGAGCGAAGAAAAAGCAAGAGCAUGACUCGGGCGAGGAACAGAUGUUUACCCAUGAACUUGACAGCUGAAAGCUUGGCCAGUGGCGUGCUGCGUGAUAGAUUUAAAGUGGGCGCGAGCUUGGCUGAUGUGGACCCCAUGAAUCUUGACAAUUCGGUGAAGUUCGACAAUGUGGGUGGCCUCAGUAAUCACAUUCAGUCACUAAAGGAGAUGGUUGUGUUCCCUCUGCUCUAUCCUGAGGUCUUUGAAAAAUUCAAGAUUCAGCCUCCCAGAGGGUGUUUGUUCUAUGGACCACCAGGAACAGGAAAGACUCUGGUUGCACGGGCACUUGCCAAUGAGUGCAGUCAGGGAGAUAGGAGGGUUGCCUUUUUCAUGAGGAAGGGAGCUGACUGCCUCAGCAAAUGGGUCGGAGAAUCAGAACGACAGCUACGCCUCCUUUUUGAUCAGGCUUACCUGAUGAGGCCAUCCAUUAUUUUCUUUGAUGAGAUUGAUGGUUUGGCUCCGGUUCGCUCCAGCAGGCAAGACCAGAUACACAGUUCUAUUGUGUCCACGCUGUUGGCCUUAAUGGAUGGCCUGGACAGCCGUGGGGAGAUAGUUGUCAUUGGUGCUACAAACAGACUUGACUCUAUCGACCCAGCUCUCAGGAGGCCUGGACGGUUUGACCGAGAGUUUCUCUUCAGCUUGCCAGACAAGAAGGCCAGAAAGCACAUUCUGGAGAUUCACACCAGGGAUUGGAAUCCCAAACUAUCUGAGCCAUUUCUCGAUGAACUUGCAGAAAAAUGUGUCGGCUACUGUGGUGCUGACAUCAAAGCACUUUGCACAGAGGCAGCCUUGAUGGCGUUGCGCCGACGAUACCCCCAGAUCUACGGCAGCAGUGUCAAACUGAAGUUGGAUGUCAAGUCCAUCGUCCUGGGGCCCGGCGACUUCAGCAAGGCAAUGAGGACAGUAAUCCCAGCCUCCCAGAGGGCCCUGGCUCCCCCGGGUCGAGCCCUGUCCCCUUCCCUCAGGCCCCUGUUGGCCAGCAACUUCUCCUCGGUGCUGAAAGCUCUUCUCAGAGUCUUCCCCCAUGCUCAGUGUACUGACAGGGACAACACACAAGGCGGUGACAAUCAUCUGCUCGAAGAGGACCAGUACAGCGAUGAUGACAAUGAGGAUGGCUCUGCCUCCAUUUACGAAGUACAGCCUUCUGCAUCCCCAAAGAGUCCGCUUUCCUCUCCUGCAAUGCACAGACCCUUUCUCCACUUCUCCUCUUCUGCACUCCAACAGCCCACAGCAUACCGGCCUCGCCUGCUGCUGGCAGGGGCCCCAGGUUCUGGACAAAGCUCCCACUUGGCUCCUGCCUUGCUCCACCACCUGGACAAGCUACCGGUGCACCGCCUGGACUUGCCCACUUUGUACUCCGUCAGCGCCAAGACGCCGGAGGAGUCCUGUGCUCAGGUUUUCCGUGAGGCCCGUCGAAGUGUUCCCAGCGUGGUGUACAUGCCACAUAUCUCAGAGUGGUGGGACACAGUGAGUGACACUGUGAAGAGCACCUUCCUCACCCUGCUGCAUGAUGUGCCCUCCUUUAGCCCUGUCCUCAUCCUUGCAACUGCUGAGACUCAGUACUCAAAGCUGUCAGAAGAGGUGAGAAGUAUAUUUCAGAGGACCUAUGGGGAGGUGGUAUUGCUGUGCCAUCCAGGAGAACAGGAGAAGAGGAACUUUUUCUCUGAUCUGCUGCUGGUUCAGGCAGCCAGACCACCUCCACGGCCCAGGAAUACAGAGAGGUGUGAAGAGGUGCUAGCAGUGGCAGAGACGCCAGCCCCCAGAGUCCUGUCAGAGGAGGAAAAGCGGCGCCUUGCUGAACAAGAAGAUAACACAUUACGCGAGCUCAGGCUCUUUCUCAGGGACGUGACCAAGCGCCUGGCCACUGACAAACGUUUCAGCGUUUUUAGCAAGCCCGUUGACAUUGAGGAGGUGUCAGACUACCUGGAGGUGAUUAGGCAGCCUAUGGACCUAUCUACUGUCAUGACCAAGAUUGACACCCAUCAAUAUUUGACAGCCAAGGAUUUCCUGGUGGAUGUUGAUCUCAUUUGCAGCAAUGCUUUAGAAUACAAUCCUGACAAGGAUCCUGGAGACAAGGUGAUCAGGCACAGAGCAUGCAGCCUUAAAGACACAGCCCAUGCUAUUUUUGCAGCUGAGCUGGAUCCUGAGUUCAACCGAAUGUGUGAAGAGAUCAAAGAGGCACGCAAAAAAAGGGACGUCCAGACACUGGGGCAGCCGACCACAGCUCCUGGUGCUUUACCAACUCGAAAGCAGCAAUCUGCAGCAGAUGAGCAGGCCAAGAUGAACAUUCAAGGCGAGCCCAGUUACAAACACUGCACUACCAAUCAUCUAAAGAGGAAGAUUUGCAGGCGGCCAUCUUGGAAGCGUGGUAUCAUACGUAAGAAGAAAAACUAUAAGAAAGAAACAGAGGAGGAAGAGGAGGAGCAUGAGGCAGAGGUGGAAGCUGCGGGUCCCAGUGACUCGUGUUUGACACAGGAUGAGGAAUCAUCCUGUGACACUCCAGGUCCCCAACCCAAUGGUCAUCAUCCACAUGCCCUCUCCACAGAAGAGGAAAGCUCCAAUGAACCUCCUGUUGUGGCUGAAGGCAGAACGGACCCAAAGCCUGAAGAGGAGGAGGCGUCCACAGCCAAAGAAGGACAAUCUGAGACCCCAGAGAAACAACACCGCCUCUGUGGCCCUUUUCAGCCCGAUGCAGAUCAGGAUAGUCGGGCCAAGCAGGCUGACAUCCAGCCUUUGAUUGAAACAUUCAAGUCAUCAGAUCCUCAGGUCCAGCCUAAACACACGGAGGGUCUCAUAGUUGCACAAGUGGACUGUGUGAAUGGGACAGAGUCAGUGGACAGCGUAGAUUUACACAGCCUCAAGAGAAGCAAUGAGGCUGACACAAGGACUCCUCUGAGCUCAGCUGAAGGCUGCAAUAUACCAGAACAGGAAGAGCACAAAGACAGAAAUGUGAGUGAACUAACUCAUGAGCAGCAUCCCCUGGAUGGUGGAGCCAGUACACAAACUGUAGAGGAAGAUCAAGGGAAAGAAGGUGGCGCCAGAGAAAAGACGAGCAUGUGCACCAUGUCGGAGCAGCUGAAGGAGUCUGCUGGAAGGACGGAUAAAGAGCCAGAACCAUCCCCUACUCAUCCUCCUGUAGUGGUUGACCAUCAGCGACUUCUGAUUUUGCUGGAUAUGGUGGUAAAGAAGAGUGAGGGCUACAGCGUGGAGCAGCUGGAGAGACUCUACUCCCUCCUUAGCCAGUGUAUCUACCAGCACCGCAGAGAAUACGACAAGACCCGGCUACUGGAGGAGAUGGAGGAGAAAAUCCAGCAUUUUGAUACAUUCCUGUGAGGUGGAGAGAAGAUACUUUUCAGGUAGAUCCUGAUCAGCCUGGGACCACAACGACUCACAUACAAAAAAAAAAAGAAAAAGACACACUCUCACAAAUCACUCUUGAUUUGUGAGAAUGAGGACAUUCAUUGGUGCUAUCGUCUCAGGUACCUGGCCAUAUCCAGACCCAUUUAACACAACCAAACACCUGCAGGUGUGCGGGUCAUACACACACCAACGGUGACAGGCAACCCUGGUGCUACUCGGGUGCUAUCCUAUAAUAUCCAUGCUGCUCUUGGGAACACUUGGUCAACUCGCUAAACAAACAGAUCUGGUGAUGUCUCACAACAACCUGGACGCUUCUCUCCACAGCUGGCAGCUCAUACAUACCUACACACACACACUGAGACCCUUACCAGCAAAAGUGUGAAUACCGAGUGCUGCCUCGAAGAGGACUGAUCGCAUCAUGAAUCACUGUUGCAGCCCUCUUGGCCCUCCAGUGGAACUCCUCACCAUACAGGCCAGUUAUCAACGCGCUAUUAUGUUGCUAAUUCUUUCUGCCGCCUCAGCUGCUCAACCGGUUGGAUAUCUGAGCCACAGAUGAGGAAACGUACCCCGACCUAAAGUUUGCAGAGACGUUUUAGGUGAUGAGGUUAGCACAGCAAGACCAGGAGCAAUUAUGUCCUGUUCAUUAUGGUGGUCAUCCGGUGUGGAAAGGCCCCCCGAAGGGUUUGAAUUGGUGGGUUUAAAAAGAGCAGUGUGUAGAUCCUCCUCAAUGAGCACAGUUGCUCACAGACCUGCUCAGUGAGGAGCUAUCCUGUCCUGAAUAGCUUCACAGUUUGAAUGUUUCUAUGGGCACAAAUUUCAGGCAAAAGUAUUCUGUUCUUUUAAAUCACACUUUGUAUCUUACUACAGUAAAAUGCCUCGAAAUUCAGAUCUCAGUACUAGAAGAAAACAUUAGUAUUUGUGAUCCAGUUGUGUGCUUUUAAACACAGACAUGUAAAACUCAGGUGCUCCCUGCAUUUAAUUUUUCAUUUGGAAGUUUAUGCUUCCAAAUGAAACUGAUUGGUCAGUGACCAGUCAAAGCGACCAAUCAGAAGAGAUAAAUAAGGGUCCUACUAUUGGUUUAGCUGUAUGCAUAACUGUAUCAACUAGAUGGGAUUGUUAUUUACCCAGAUGUUCUUUGCUCAUACUGUUCCUGCAGUUUAAACUACCUUUAGUUUUCUUCGGCUGUAUGGAGCAUAGAGUAACAUAACGGUGCCCCUCCCUGACCUGUUGCUGCACACUGGCCGACAGUUGGCUGAAGGGGGGCUACUGCAGUUUUCCCUCGCUUAAAGCAAAGACAAAUUUACCUGCAUAUAAAUCUUUCUGAUUGCAGAAAAAAACAAAUUAUCGUUUUAUUAUAACCAUAAUGAUCAAUAUGCUAUAUUACUUUAGCAGUGGUGAUGCUUUCUUUUCAGACAGAAAAGGGAUUAACUGGAUCAUGGUAUUCAGUUAACUGGCCAAUAGCUACUUAAAAUUUAAUUCAGAUUAAAAAUUAAAUAGGUCAUCCCUCUAAAAAGCAUAUCAGAACAUUUUAGUGCAGGUAGUAAAGUUCUAUUUGAUUUUCAGUCUAAAUUUAAUGAGGCACAUAGAGGGUAGCGGAGUUUACUAUGAAGGUUCAAAACUGUCACAAUUUAGUAACUAAACAAUUAGACACAAAAGGAUAAUUGUUUAAGUCUAUAAUUACUAAAUGCCAUUUAUAAAGGGUAUACAUAGUUGAAUGUUUUGUCAUAAGACGUUAAUGUGCUGCAGCUCUUCAUUUUUCUAUUUGUUUUCUAUCAGCCUAACCCUUUAAGUUCAGUGAACAGAGUUAACCAUGCGCUGAUCGUUACUAGUCUGAAGAGGACUAGCUGUACACCUUAACCAAUCACAUGUUAAGGCCAUAUUUGAUGAGCCACGGUGCUAGCUAAGUUAUAGCAUAAUGCCCUGCAGCACAGAAACAAUGUCAUAUAAAAUAAAACUAAAUAAACAUAUGACUCUAAACUUCAAGGAAUUUAAUUUGUUAUUGACGAAAUGGUUGGGGCAAAAUAGUUGGUUUAAUUUCUAAGAAGUAGAUUUUAGUUUUAACAAUUUGCUUUGUGUUUAUUUAGAUGUUAACAAAUGGCACAAAAGCUGAUCACAAUUACAAAGGUCUUUUCUCCACUUGCACAGACCUUGAUUUCUCAGGCAUUUUAUUCCUAAAGAUGUACAAGUACAAAACAUUUUGAGCCCAAAUUUCUGCUCAUAGGUUUCCCUCCUUUAAGCUUUGAUAUUACCCACCAACACCCCCGACUGAGGACCUGGAAGUACAAAUAGGAAGGUGACUGUAGGUUGCACUGCCUAGUGUGUGCCUUAUAACCCUGAUGGAGUAGAUUUAAUUUAGUUUUAGGUGGGGUGGGUCUUAACCAUGGAGUGUGAUCCAAAAGCAAAAAUAGAUUAAAUAUAUUAAUGCUAGACUGAAUAAAACAUGUUUUAAUUGUGGCCUAGACAACAAAAAUGACCUGCAGAUGUUAAAAACCAGAGGAAUUCAGCUGAUGCGUCUGCAGCACUUGAAAUGUUGUUACUGUAUUUAAAUGUAUUCACGUCUUGUCAGGCCCUAAACCAGCUGGGGGUGGGUGUCGGUCUCCACCCGAGCAGCAGCAGCCCGUAACGAAAGCUCCACGAUGCUGGGCUUUCCCUCAGUUGUUUUGUUUUUGUUUUAUGCGAGAAUCUAACGGUGCGAGUCCGAGAAUUUGUUGUGCCAACACAACGGCGCCUAGUCAUUGGCCGACUGUUUCAACUCAACAUAUUUUGUGGUCAUUAUAGUCUGUUUUAUUUUGUAUAUUUGAUAAUUGUUGCUUUUUUUUUGCUUGAAUUGAGAUUGUUUUUGCAUGGGUGGGGAAGUCAGAAUGAACAAGGCCAUUCUAGGCAGUGCCCCCCGCUACAGUGUUACAUGAUUUAGCUUAUUUUUCAUCAGCAAACUAGAGAAGCUGCAUUCUUUCCUGUGGCCAUCACAGUACAUGUUUUCUGUUUCUGUGGUAAAUUAAGGUGUUUACUGAAGCUUUAUAAACGGUUUAAUGGCAUUCUCAUGCUUUUUGAAGAUGUUUUGAGCAGGUGUGGACUGGAGAAGGCCCCUUCUUUUUCCUCAGAGCAAUCCUCAAACCUCUCUGGUCAGCUCUAACUCAAGCUCACGUCUGCCUUUUUCCCUCUAAUUCUUGGUGACGAAAGCAAAGGCUGUAUGCAAACUGGCAAUGACAGGUUAGAACUUGGACUACUGCAGAGAGAGGGGAAAAAAAACCAAUGCUACCUCAGCUUAAAUUAUUUUAAUGCGAAAUCUGUUUACUGGGUACAACAGUAUUUUUCUCACUCCAUAAAGUACUGUCACAACAUCCACAGUAUCAUAUUCGGUACUAGCAAGUCCAACCGCAGCUGCUGCAGUAAUCCAGGAGUUGUUUAUAUCUGAUUGUGUUUGUAUGUUUUAAAUUUGAGCCAGAUGAUGAUUGCAUUAAGGAUAUGACACGGACUGUAUUUAAAAGCUUUAGUUUCAGGUUCCUUUAUCUUCUCCUGCAUAUUCUCACCCUCCUCAAAGCAUUUUCUGCAUGUGUCGCCUUUCUUUCACCCUUUUUCUGCAGAUUUUCAUCUCAUUCUUACUAUUUAUUAGCAAAUAUUUUACACUUAAUAUUCAUGAAGUUGUCUUUUUGUACGCCAUGAAAUUUUACAUAUUCAUUGAGCAUUACGCGUACAUUUGUGUAGCGUUCGUGUAGCAGGUUUAUUUGGCGUCUGCGGGGGGAUUAAAGGAUUAACAGGUCUCUCAGGUUCAUCAUGGGACAAAAUGCCCUUUUCAUUUUUGUUCUUAAUUUAUGUUUUCCUAUUUUUCUUUGAAUGGUUACAGACUGUGACAUACUGGAAGAGACUAGCACAAGGAUAGUUAAGUUAGUCUUGUGCAUCACAGUGAAAGAAACAUGACCAGACAGAUUUGUUUCAUGGUGUUCACUUUGUCUUCAAUUUCUGCCAAAAGUUGUUUUUUUUUUUAUGGGUUAAAAAUUAACAUUUAGACAAAAAAUCUGGGUUGUUAAAUGUCAUACAUUGUGAUCUUCCUUCUUUAUAAAUUGUAGCCAGUUUGGACUAACAACCAAUUUUUGUCUGGUAGACGAGACUACUUAUGCAGGGAAAUGGGUGGUUUUAACCUGAAUCGUUUUAUUUCCCCCUUUUUUUGGUCCACAGUUCUGUUAGAAUGGUUUUGUAGCUUUGUCGGUUCUGUUCCUUUGUGCAUUUCAAACGCCUGUUCACAAUGUUACUUUAGUGUAAGUUAUAUUUGAAAUUUACUGUAUUUCUUAAUAAACUGCUGUUGAUAUACUUGAAUAAAAGGUGCAAACUAAA
Girardinichthys multiradiatus is the source of this 8958-nucleotide messenger RNA. RefSeq names its product ATPase family AAA domain containing 2B (gene atad2b). Gene Ontology annotation, cellular component: nucleus. The transcript has 29 exons. Gene Ontology annotation, biological process: positive regulation of transcription by RNA polymerase II. The record is from RefSeq and is a predicted model, not a curated record. The coding region runs from base 268 to 4599 and encodes 1443 amino acids. Lineage: Eukaryota; Metazoa; Chordata; Actinopteri; Cyprinodontiformes; Goodeidae. Gene Ontology annotation, molecular function: ATP hydrolysis activity; ATP binding; chromatin binding.